AAGAAGUAACCAUUUUGCGGUCAUCGAUCCAACGCACAUGCAGCUUUUACCCAAGUGACCUCAGGUUGUCGCAGGACCAAUGCUCACUCUUGGGUCCAACAUUUAUGCAAGCCGGGGUCAACGCAAUAAUUCCACGAUAAAAUAUAAAAAUACUGAUUUGCCCUUCCACCGAUUGAGGUACAUUUUAAAUUAGCUAAACACACCGGCUGGUAAGCGGCACGAGAACAGUUUUCCAUGGCUGGAAUCGUAGAGCUAUCACCGGCUGCGGGCCCAGUCGAGACCCGGCCCCCAGAAGGCGAGAUCGAUGAAGAUGAAGAUGAAGAGCUGGAUGAGACUCUUAUGGAGAGGCUGUGGGGUUUGACUGAGAUGUUCCCUGCUACACUGCGCUCUGCAGCUGAGGUGACCGCAUCAGGCUCAGUCACUGUGGCCAAGAAGCUGUACAGUUACUCCCGCGUUGCCCUGUGGGUGGGCACUACCUCGUUCAUGAUCCUGGUCCUUCCGGUGGUCUUUGAGACUGAGAGACUACAGCUGGAGCAGCAGCAGCUACAGCAGCAGAGACAGGUCUUGUUGGGCCCCAACGCAGGGAUGUCAGGUGGGAUGCCAGGGUUAAUGACUCCCGCUCCAGUGAAGAUGUGACCGAUGUCCCUCCGACAGCCUUAGCACUUCAACCAACGAGGGAGAGUGGAGGCUUGGAAGGAGAGAGAGACAAAGAAGAGGGAGAAGAGAAUACAAAGCUGCAUCUGGUCAGCACAUGUGGUAAAAAAUCAUUCCAACAUCCAGGAUUGGCCAUUUUAAGGAGAUUAGAGGAGGAUGAUGUCACUUCCUGGGUGUUGCAAUAAUGUAUGUCCCUUUCACUGUCUCUCUUACUCAACAUCCUGCAGAGACUUCUGCACACUGUCUUCUGAGCACUGUUUUUACUUCAUUUCUUUUUUAUACAUAGCGAUAUAAAUAUGUAUGUGUUCCAGGGGGUUUGGAUCAGGUGGAUAAUUGAAGAAAUUUGAUUAUUAUUGUGGUUAUAAGUGGUUACCAAGAGUGUGUGGUCUGAAGAAAAAUGUUUUAAUGUGGGUGUGUAGCUACAUAUGGCCUUGAAACCGUUGUAACCUGUGUUUGGUUUGGGAAUGUGUUCAUUCCACUCGUGUGUGGGAAAAUCAUGGUAGACAUUACUUACAUCAUAGAUCCGUCAUAUUCACAAUCACAGCUGGUCAUUGAGAUCUAUAGUGUCUGCUGGUUUUCCUUGUUACCUCUCCAUCAAGAACUGGCAUACACUAGAGAAGCCAGGUAAGGUCAUUGUCCAUUGAGUUGGUGACUUCUUGGUUGAGGCAACAAAGACCAGUAGGCCACAAGACUCCAAAGACAAAGCCAUAGAUAGGGUGUUAAAGUGUUCUUUGUUGUGAGUGUUAGAAUUCCGAUUGAACAACUUUACAGAGGGAUAGCCAAUUUAAAAAGCGUUGGUGAUCAGAGUAUGUAUGAAAAAUGUAUGCACUCACUAACUGUAAGUAGCUCUGGAUAAGAGCGUCUGCUAAAUGACUAAAAUAUAAAUGUAUGUCACGUGUUGCUUGAGACUUUUUCAUUUGUGGGCAUUAAAGCCAUAAAAAAAAUGCAUCACAAAGUAUAUUUUAAUAAGAUUCAAACAGCACUUUCCCUACAUACUGUAUAACUCUGUAAAUAUAUUAUGUCAAUGUACACAUACUCCUGUCAAGCCUGAGAGAAUGUCAGUUACUUUUCUCUAUUGUCACUUUGGAAUGUAUGUUCUCUUAACUUUGCUUCCAGAGCGAAUUCUAUGUCUUGUGUUUUCGACUUGACUGCAGGAAUAAAAACACCAACGAAAUGGA
Coregonus clupeaformis (lake whitefish) is the source of this 1832-nucleotide messenger RNA. RefSeq names its product mitochondrial import receptor subunit TOM22 homolog. The transcript is spliced from 4 exons. Gene Ontology annotation, biological process: intracellular protein transport. Bases 235 to 636 code for a protein of 133 amino acids. Lineage: Eukaryota; Metazoa; Chordata; Actinopteri; Salmoniformes; Salmonidae. The record is from RefSeq and is a predicted model, not a curated record. Gene Ontology annotation, cellular component: mitochondrial outer membrane.